This is a messenger RNA of Onthophagus taurus, 808 nucleotides long. RefSeq names its product chymotrypsin-1-like. Lineage: Eukaryota; Metazoa; Arthropoda; Insecta; Coleoptera; Scarabaeidae. Gene Ontology annotation, biological process: proteolysis. Gene Ontology annotation, molecular function: serine-type endopeptidase activity. The record is from RefSeq and is a predicted model, not a curated record.
UCAAAAUGGUCAAAUUCAUCGUUGCAUUCUCAGCUCUUUUCGCUGUUGCCUUUGGCUACGCCAUCGAUACCAAAAUCGAUGACAGCUACAACUGGCGUAUCGUUGGUGGUGAUGAUGCCGCUGUUGGUCAAUUCCCUUACCAAAUCUCUUUGAGGGGAUCCUCCGGAAGUCACACUUGUGGUGGUUCCAUCCUUAACGAAAACUGGGUCUUGACCGCUGCCCAUUGCGUUUAUGGUGGAUCUGCUAGUUCUUACACCGUUGUUACUGGAUCCACCACUUUGAACAGUGGUGGUGACAGAUACAGCGUUAGCAAAAUCAUUGCCCACUCCGGAUACAAUCCUAACACCAUCGAAAAUGAUAUUGCCCUCCUCCGAGUUUCCUCCCCAAUUCAAUUCAACGACAAUGUUAAAGCCAUUGAACCCGAAUCCGAUGUUACCGGAACUGGAGAUUGUGUCAUCUCCGGAUGGGGAACCACCAGUUACCCUGGAUCUGCUCCAAAUAACUUGCAAUACCUCGCCUUGAAAACCAUCAGCAACGAAGAAUGCCAAUCAUCUUGGGGAAGCAACACCAUCUUCGACAGCAACAUUUGCACCCUCACCCAAAGAGGAGAAGGUGUCUGCCAUGGUGACUCUGGUGGUCCAUUAGCUGCCAAUGGUAAACAAAUCGGUAUCGUUUCCUGGGGAAACCCAUGCGCUAACGGACGUCCAGAUGUUUUCACCAGAGUUUCUUCUUUCGUCUCUUGGAUCAACGAACAACAAAAUUAAAAAUUUUUUGAAUUAAAAUUGAAAUAAAAAUGCGUAAAUAAUAA